Messenger RNA from Mytilus trossulus (common blue mussel), 5476 nucleotides. Its product is annotated as PH domain-containing protein DDB_G0274775-like. The record is from RefSeq and is a predicted model, not a curated record. The coding region runs from base 31 to 438 and encodes 135 amino acids. NCBI's taxonomy places the organism in Eukaryota, Metazoa, Mollusca, Bivalvia, Mytilida, Mytilidae. The transcript has 2 exons.
GUCAAACACACCCAGUAACUGCAAACAAAUAUGGCUUCUUCAGAAUCAUCUGACAGCCGAACAAAUAGUUUAAAUACAACAAGUAGCCAUAAUGAUGAGGCAUUGACCCACAAUGAAUUAAAAGGAUGGUUACUUAAGCGAUCCAAAAUAUCCAGGAAGUGGAAGAAACAAUGGUUUCUUCUGAAAAACACUGAUUUGUUAUAUGGUGACACACCCGAGAAUGCAUCAAAAAGAAUAGCACUGAAUGAUGCUGAAAUAUCUGAAUCAAAUAUAGAUAAGAAAGAUCAUACAUUCAGGAUAAAAUCCAAAGACAGUAACAGGUCAUUUUAUAUGCAAGCUGAUAGUGAGAAUACCCAGCAUGAAUGGAUGCAGGCCAUUUGCUUUGCUAAGGCAGCUGGCAGGGAUGGAGACAAUUCUCAAGCCUGCGUUAUUCAAUAGAAGACUUGUCAGUCUUCAGAGAAUAUCAAUUUACAGUCAUAUUCUAUAAUGAUAUUAUUACCAAAAUGUUCUUACAUUGUAUAUAAGCAGACACAAAAGAAAAACUCACAGAAGAAGAAAACAGAAAGGGAUUUGGAAUGCAUUUUCAUUUGAUUGCAUAUGGAUAUAUAUGCAUUUAAGUACUUGUGUACUACUCAUUUUUCAUUUGUAUAUAAAUGAAUACUAGGUUUCUGCUUUAAAUUUCAUUUUUGAAUUUAUACUGAAUAAGAUGUAUUGUUGUUAUCUUACAAAACUUUCUGCUUUCCCCCCUUUAAAUUGUGUUUAGAAUUGUUAUAUUUUUUAUUGCUCAAAGUUUUCUUAAAACAUAGACAUUUUUGACUUUGUUGAAUGAAUGAAGUUUAAGAAUUGAAAACCUGGUGAUUUAUUUAUGUAUUCCUAUGUAUACAAUGUAUAUAUAAUUUAUAACUUCUUUAACAUUCCAUUUAGGUAAUCAUGCCUGUUCUUACACAAUUCCUUUUGUUUUAAUGACGAUGCAAUGCUUUAAUAUGCAUGUGAAUUAUGCUUGUACUCAUUAAAGUCCUCUUAAGUAAUAGAGACAAACAGUCAAAUAGGUAUUUCAUGUUUAUUUUUCCUUCUGAUCUUUUAUGUACAAGUAAAGUACUGUUAUACAUCAUUUAUAUAAUUUCUCCCUUCUUUUUUUAUCUACAUGUACAAUAUGAUAUCAAAGUCAGUAUUUUAUAACUUUCGUUUGUUUCUGGUGAAUCAUUUAAAAUUUCAUGGAUGUAAAAUAUUAUUUAUAUGGUAAACAUGGGUAUAGCUGGAAAUUGAUUGUUUUUCAAUAUUGCAAAUGCUUUUGUUUUAGGAAAAUGUUUCAAGCUGUUUAUGUCAAGAGAAAUUUUAGUUAUGUGCAACUAUCUGCAUCACACAUCACAAGUAAUUUAGUUCUAAAUAUAUUAUCAUCAAGAAAUAGUUUCAAAUUUUAAUGAAAUUUGCUGUUAAGACAUCUUUUUUGGAUUAUGUGUAGCAUGUAUUUAAUAUGUCAUUGUUUGCUAUAAGGCAAGAAAUUGCUAGAUAGGAAGGGACAAAUGGUUCUCAAUUUUUAAAAAUUAUUCCCUGUUGUACACUUUUUUAUUUGAUUUUCUUUAUUCAAAGUGUUUCUCAACAAUAAUAAUUGUACUUGCAGUUAAUAUGUCAGUUGAUAGCUUUGUAGUUUCAUUGUAAGUUUUUAUAGUACAUGUAUACAGUUGAGUUUUCUGAUUAACUUCUAUACUUAAUGUAUAUAGUUCUGCAACAUACAGUACAUUUUGCAUUUUCUAUAAUAUGUUAACAUUUUAAAAUUUAUAUUUGCAAUUUUAUGUUUGUUACAAACAAUUCCUUUUGAGGCCACUCUUGUUAUUUUAAGUGCCUUCAGACCUACAUGUGCCAUAUGCACAAAAAUGUACAUGUACAUGGAUAUCUGCAAAUGCUGUUUGCUAAUAAAUUCUGUAUUAAAAUCAAUUCUGUAAUUGCAUGCACUUUCGCAGUCCCAUAUUUAUUAUCCUGAGAUAAGUUUAUUGAAAAAUGUUUAAAUUAGAUUCUUUGAAAACAGUACUUUUAAAGUUAAGGUGAAAUAUGAUGAGACAGAAAGUUAAUUAAUGAUGCAAAUUCAGCUUUAGGUGUAUUUUCUCUUUUUAAAAAAAGCAGCCUGUAUUAAAUUUGUGAAAAAUAUAGUCUGGUAGUUUUUAAACAAACAAAUUGUACCAUGUUAAUGCAAAAAAAGCAUCAGCCAGAAACUAAUCGAAUCAAUUGAAAUAGACACUUAAGUGUUUAAAAAGUGUCCAAAAAUUUUUGUUUCAUGAAUCUGAAAUUUGAGGCCAGAAUCAGCCCUUACCGGACCUACUCCUUUGGGUAACACACAACUUCCAAAUAGUUUAAAAGAAAUUACUUAUGAAAAAUAGUUGAAAUAUAUCUUAUAUCAAUUGGAGAUAUAAUUCAUGCAUUUACAAUAAGUACAUGACAUUUUCACUUGAUAGAUACAGAAUUAAUUAAAAAAAUGGAUUAAAUAGAUUCAUUCACAAAGUCAGCUUAAAAUGAUCAGUUUGUAAACAAAUAGAAAAGGAUCUUUUCUUUAUGUUUACAGAACAUUCUCCUAAUUGAUUGUUAUAGAUGUUUUGUCAAUUAUUAAUUAAUUAUUAAGUUUCAAUAGAUUAAGUACUUGUUGAUUAUGUAAAUUUGAGUGCUAGAUUAUGUUUAUAUGUACUUGUGUUUUGUUUCUUAUUAUCUUAUUUAACCUCUUCCACAUUACAAACUUGCCACCAAAAUAGAAAAAAAUGAGAGAAAACUAUGCUAAUGAUAGAUUUUUUUAUUAUAUUGACUACUGGAAGGAAAAGAAUAUAUUCAAAGGUUGUAUAUAGACAUAUUUUUCAAAUUUAGUACCUGUUUAAUAAGAAUUUUGUGACACACUGUUAUCCUUUAUUUUAAUCUAAUGUGAUUGAGUUCCUUCAAUUCCAAUUGCCAGGAUUUUAAUAUGUCUUCUGGUAUUGUUGUUAUGUUAGCUAUUGUAUAACUUUUAUAUCAGGAUAAUUUAAGUUGAUUGUGUUUAAGUAAUUGAAGGCAUCACACAACAGUCUAUUUUUGUUGGACUCUGAAAAUAUCCAUUUGAAUGAUAAAAAACAUUUCACAUGGGCUUUUAGAAAUUUGGAUCAUUAAAAACUGCAUAUGAUACCCACCAAGUUACACAAUUUAUACCAAAGGAUGUAGAAAUUUAAUGAUAGUUAGAAAAAAUAUUGUGAUUUAGUAUUUGUAUAGUUCAUUAUAAAUUGAUAAAAACUUAAGUUGACAGAAUGCAAAUUAUUUGCAGUGAUGCAAACAGACAAAGCACAUCACUGUUUCAACAACCUACAGUAAAUGUGUUAAAUGCUACUACAUUGUGGAUUCAUUUAUUUAUUUUUGAUCAUAUUUGGUGGGUACUUAUGUGGCGUGAGGAAAAAUUGCAUUUCGGUAAAUUUUUGAUAGAUGGUUUUUGCCAGAGUCUGCAUAUAAAACCUAUUGAAAACGUGGAACUAGUCUUCUCUUAAAGGAGGGUAGUAUACCGUACCUAAUAAUGUCUGCACGGUUCAGCUAUAAAGCAAGCUAAUCAAAGAUUAUACCUUUACCUUCACACUCAAUGCAAUCUGCUGUAAGAAAGUAUUUACUGUUGUCUCCAGCUUAUUGUACAUUCAAAUUUUAUAGUUUUGAAAAUAUAAUUCUUGAAUGUGUAUAAAACUGUGGGUUGGUUCCACUAAUGUUUAGUUAUAUAUAUAUAUUUGUUUAUUUGAUAUUGUAUAUCAAAGACUCUCUAGAUGUAGUUAAUUGUAUAUGUACAUUGUACAAAGGAAGCAAAAAGUCAUCAGUAAGGCAGCUUUAUUGUACCGGUGGGGAAAAUGUUUUAAAAUUAUUCUUGAAAAAGCCCCCAAAGAAGUGUUUCCUUUGUAAUCCUUUUCUUUAAAGAGCGCAUAUUUAAGGUAGCAAAUUUAUUUAAAAUAAAUUGUGGUAACAUUAAGUACUGUGCAUUCAUUAAUCUUCGUUGGAUACCAAUUUUCGUGGAUUUCGUGGGAACAAGUGUAGUAAAAUUUUCAACAAAUUACAUAUUUUGUAAAGGAAUGAUUGUAAAUUUUGCCAAAACCACGAAAUUAAAUAUCCACGAAUAUGUAAGUUUUCCACAAUCCACGAAAAUUGUUGCCCACGAAAAUAAAUGAAUCCAAAGUAUAUAUACACUGAGUGAUGUAAGUAAUCUUCAAAUGACAUGAAGGUACACUUUUUGCGAUCACUAAUACCAGGGUUUUCCUGUAGACAGCUUUUAAUAAAUCCUUUUUCCUUAAUUUAGUUUUAAAUAAAGUUUAAAAUUAAUUUUACAGUUACUAAUCACUAUACCUUUGAAAUUUCCUAAAUAAGAUUGCGGAAACUAUUAAAUUGGUCAAGUGCUGCACAUGUUGUCAUUGACCAUUUAAAUAUUGAAUUUUUUUUAGUAAAAGAUAAAUAUGCAUUUUGAAUGUAAUGUUUCCAACUGAUCACCUUGUGACAAUAGGUUUUAAGUUGGAUAAUGAAUGACAUAUGUGCUAGGUGUGGGAAUUCGGUUGAGGGAUUGAUAACAAGUUUUGAUUAAUCAAGGAAUGAUAAUAUUUCAUGAGAGGUAAACAACACAAAUGCAAUGAAACAUUCAAAAAGACAGAAUAACAAUGUUUUGAAACUAAAUUUGUUGAAUUAGUAAGGGAAAGUUCAAUUGUCAUUCAUUUAAUAGGCAUUAAAGUACAAUAGAUUUAUAUUAACGGUAAAUCAUAACCUUGAUUGUUAAACUCUUUCUUGGUAUUUAAAUGAUUUGUGGUACCAGAUGACUUAAUGCUUUUAGUUGAUCUAAUUUUUUAUCAUUUAUAGAAUUAUAUGUUAGAUUAUGUUAUAUUAACAUAUAGGAUUACAGUAAUAUCCAAGUGCUGUAAUGCUUUUUUCAUUGCAAAAUACUUUUAUUAUGUUUUGCCUGAUCUUGUUAUCUUUCUUUUGGUAAUGUAUUUAUAACAAGGAUAGCAAUGAUAACAGUUAUAUCAUCAAAAGGAUAAAUAAUUAAUUUCUGAAUAUUUCCUAUGUAUAUGAGAAAACAAGGAAUUCAUUUAUUUUGGCUAUAUGUAUUUUUUUUUAGCAGGUUCCAAUUUUGCUGACUGAGGUAGAAUUGUACUUUUGUGGCUGAUAAUUGUUUAAUGGAUUUUGAUUCUUUACCAUGUCAUUUGUUAAGGUUGACUUCAAAAUUAGGGCAUAUUUUUAUAUAUCAAUCACAAAGGUAUAAUUCUUGUCUUCAAAUGUCAUAAGGAUAGCACAUUAACAUUAUCAGGAUUGCUUCAAUGAUAUGUGAAGUUCUUGUGACAACCUUUAUUUUUUAACUGUUAAUAGAUUCUGUGAUAGUUAUUUCUUGUUAAUAUUGUGGUUAUUUAGACUAUUUUUCAUUGUCAAUAUCAUUUUAUUGUUUAUAUUGUGACAUUGUAUUUUAAAUGUUAUGCAAACUAAUAAAUCUCUGAUUUUUAUUUUACAA